Messenger RNA from Diabrotica balteata, 10911 nucleotides. The record is from the annotation of a GenBank genome assembly. NCBI's taxonomy places the organism in Eukaryota, Metazoa, Arthropoda, Insecta, Coleoptera, Chrysomelidae.
AUGACUUUCAGACUUGGUGGACCUACAGGAACAAUACACGACGGUCUAGGCAAUUACUCCCUCACCAGUAAAUGUAGCUGGUUGAUAGACGCCCCCAACUCAACCAUCACCCUUCACAUUGAAGAAUUUGCCACCGAAUGCGGGUGGGAUCACCUCUACGUUUACGAUGGCGACAGUGUAGAUUCACCGCUGUUAGCAGUGUCUGGAUACAACUGUUCGGACCAUGGUAUCUGCAUAGACGGAGAAUGCACUUGCGACGGCCAUUGGGACGGAGCCGCUUGUCAUCUUGAAAAAUGCCCCAACAAUUGCGGCGCUUCCGAAGAUAGGGGCAUAUGCGAACCGGAAAAAGGAUGUGCCUGCAUCGGUAACUACAAAGGAGACGAUUGCAGCCAAUUGGCCAGUGAAGGCUAUUGGGAAACCGUCACAGUCCAGACGUUUACGCCCAACGGGUCUGCUUCUCACGGUGCUGCCGUCUGGAGGGAUUCUAUGUAUAUAAUUGCCGGAGAAAGCUAUAACAGAGGAAGUUUGCUGUCCGUGUAUGACUUUAAUGGUAAUGUUUGGGAAACUUUACAUAUAGCAGAGAGCCCGUCCCUUAGGUAUGGUCAUUCAACCGUCCUUUACGGCGACAAAAUUUUUCUUUACGGCGGUGUAGACGGCAAUAGGGGUCCCACAUCUGAACUAUGGGCUUUCGAUAUUAGUGCCAAAACCUGGGAGAACAUAACAGUUAAGGCUGAUUCGUGUAAUGACAGUUAUAUAAUGUGCGGUCCUCUUAAGUCUGCUGGCCAUACGGCCACCGUAGUGAUAAACAACUAUAAUAAAAAAGUAGAUAGAAUGAUAGUGAUAUUCGGUCAUUCUCCACGCUUAGGAUACCUCAAUACUGUCCAAGAGUACUACUUUGGUACCAGAGAAUGGCAUAUAGUGAACACUCAGGGCUACCCAGUGAAAGGUGGUUACGGACACACAGCCAGUUGGGACCCCUUGACGGCAAAGAUCUACGUAUAUGGUGGUGUUGUUUCGGAAAGUGAGUCUUCUCAAUAUUUAAGCAAAAGUCUUUAUUCCUACGAGCCAAACCAGAGGAUAUGGACUCUUCUUGCAGACGCUCCAUCUGCGCGAUUUCUUCAUACAGCCACAUUUGUUUCAGACAGUUUAAUGUUAAUUUUUGGUGGAAAUACCCAUAACGAUACAUCACACAGCUUUGGUGCCAAAUGUUACAGUAACGAAUUGCUUGCCUAUGACGUUUUGUGCGACACCUGGCAUACCAUGAAAGUACCAACCGAUUUACGUACCGAUUUGGCAAGAUUUGGACACUCUGCUGUAGUCUUCGAGGGAUCUUUGUACAUUUAUGGAGGAUUUGAUGGUCAGAUGCUGUCAGAUAUGUUGAGGUAUACUCCGGGGGAUUGUAGAUAUAUCAACGAAACCUCGUGUUUAAAGAGCAAAUCCGGGCUCAAGUGCGUUUGGGAUUCAAAAUCGGGUUCUUGCGCACCUGUUCGCCAGGUUCCCAAAGAUUUGGUGCUCAAAAAAGAAGAAAGCCAUAUAAUAAAAUGCCCGAAACUCAACAGAUCUGCUGGUACUUCAAUAACAAUCAGGAAAGAAAGAAAAUGCGAGGAGAUGAAUGAUUGUUUAAGUUGCGUCCAUACAACAAGUGAUUGCGUGUGGUGCGGAUCUGCGUGUAUUCCAUCAAGUAAGAAGUGCACCAAGGGAAGUGCAAACGGAAGCACGAACUCCUCAGAAUUAACACCAAUUGCUAAAUCAGCCAUGUGCCCUUCACCGGACCCAGCUCCGAUUUGUAGACAGUUGCACACUUGCAAAGCUUGUACUUCUCAGCCGUCUUGCAGGUGGCGUUUCGAACAUGCCAAAUGCGUCCCGCACGCUUACUCCAACAGCAGCAGCUCCGCAGAAGCAGUGGAACAGAAUCAAUGUCAAAACGUCUGUUCGGAAUACAACGCUUGCUAUAAUUGUACUCAAGAAGAGUGCAUUUGGUGUCAGAACGAAGGUAGAUGUGUCGAUAAAAAUGCUUACACAUCAAGUUUCCCGUAUGGACAAUGCCGAGAAUGGACGACCGUUCACACGAAGUGUAGAUCGAGGGGGAGUGACGAGAACUCGCAAUGCGAGUUUUAUAAGACUUGUUCCAAAUGUCAAGACGACCCAGCUUGUGGUUGGUGCGACGACGGAUCCAGAACUGGACUCGGAACGUGCAUGCCUGGAGGAUAUACCGGUCCAACUCUGCACACUCAGUCUCUACCAUCUUCCACCUGUCCGCCGGAACGCUGGCACUUCACCCACUGUCCUCAAUGCCAGUGUAACGGUCACGCGAGCUGUAAAGAGAACACCAGCAGCUGCCUUAACUGCAGCAAUCUAACCACCGGGAAGCAUUGCGAGCACUGCAUAAAAGGUUACUGGGGCAACCCGGUGAACGGAGGCAAAUGCUCGCCUUGCCAGUGCAACAAACAAGCCGACGAUUGCCACAGAGAAACGGGGAAGUGUUAUUGUACGACCAAAGGAAUCAUUGGAGAGCAAUGCGAGAAGUGCGAUACCGGGAACCACUACCAUCCGGAUCCGAACAACAAAUCUUGUUAUUAUGAAUUAACCAUAGACUACCAAUUUACUUUCAACCUAUCCAAGAAAGAAGACAGACACUACACCGAAAUAAACUUCAGGAAUUCUCCGAUUAAACCGGACAUAGACGCUGAUUUUCUGAUAACGUGUUCCGUGAUGGCCAAAAUGAACAUAACAGUGAGAACCGAGAACUCGGAAGAAAAAGCCAUCUUCGAGAAUCACAAUUGUACGACGUUCAGAUCGAAGUUUUCGAAAUCUCUGUAUAAAUUCGGCGUGGAACACGGCGCGGAACACGGCGCGAACGUCACGCUGACGACGUUUUAUGUUUAUGUUUACGACUUCCAGACGCCGCUAUGGAUACAGAUUUCGUUUAGCCAGUACCCAAAGUUGAACUUGCAACAAUUCUUCAUCACAUUUUCUUCAUGUUUUCUUCUACUACUUUUGGUGGCAGCCAUCCUAUGGAAGAUAAAGCAACGGUACGAUAUGUACCGUCGUCGACAACGACUCUUCGUCGAGAUGGAGCAGAUGGCUUCGCGUCCCUUCUCACAAGUGCUCGUAGAGCUAGAAUUGAAAGAGACCGUAGACUUUAAGAAUAAUGGUAUGGUGGGCGACGCCAAACGCAAGAAGAGAGACGCACCCAGCCCGAUUGCUUUGGAACCAUGCUACGGAAAUAGAGCUGCGGUGCUUAGUUUGUUGGUGAGGUUGCCGACUGGGGGAGAGCCUCACACUGUCAGAGGCCAGUCGGCAGGUCUAGCCAUCGCUAGCGCGCUCGUCACUUUGGGAAACCCGCGCAAAAUAAGUAUAGACCAAAUCAAGACGGAUACGAAAGGGGGAAAGAUCAGGAAGUCUCAGAGCCAGCAUCCGGACAGUUGUCUUUGAAUGAUCGGGAAGUUGGUAUUUUGUAGGAUAACGUUAUAUCUUUUUGUGACUGUUCUUUUAUUUGGGAAAGAUACAAAAUUGUUACAGGGUACGAAACGGUGUUUGUGAAAAUUUUGGAAGCUGUCGGUGAAGGGGAGAUGGCGGUAUGAAAGUAUAACAAGUCUUUCACUAAAUUUGUCUGGUUUCCGGCUUUGCAAGCUGUGGUCUGGAAUUGUUCCUUGGUGUAUUUUUUUCCACUGUUGCACAGACGAAACUUCAGAAAGAAAUAAUUCCACAUCACGCUUAAAAGCCAGGAAAUCAAUGUAUUAUUAUACUCAUUGUAUCUUUGGUUUGGUUUUUUAGUAAAUACUGCCGAUUAUAUAACCAAAAAUGCUACUAGUGUAAGCAUUUAAAUAAUGUUUAAUUUUAGGCAACAUUGAGAAAGCCUUUCAUAAAGCAAUUUUUUUAAUUGUUAAAAUAUCUGUGAUUUUUAUGAUAGCCGAUAGUGGUAAGUUUAUUUUUUAUUUUCCAAGUCGUAUUUAUAAUGUUAAAGAACAAGGAUCAAGAAACGCAAAAGUCACUUUCAUUUUCGCUAUCUCUCUCGAACAGUCUGGUGGGAGACUCUUUCAUAAUGUUAGUUAUUGUAAAGUGAUACUUUUUGAUCAAAAAUUCGAUUUCUCAACAGGAAGGUCAGAAAGAAACUUUAAGACUACCAGAUAGACAAGCAUGGUUCUAUUUAUUUACACAUUUGUUUAUACUUUUUACAAUUGCUGACAUAUGACAAACUAUAGCUUAAAAUUAAACUACAUAGCGAAAACCUCUUAUACCUGAUAGAUAGAUAGAUAGAUUUAGAGAGCUUUUUGGCCCAUUCCACUGCGACCUUUUCAGAUUUAUUAUGGUCCUCUAGUCCUAGAUAACAUUCCCUAGCCUAACCCUUUUUAUAAAGUCUAAGAGCUUCGAGACUGCACCUUCCUUGCAGCUAUUUGCUGGUGGAUUUUCUCCUCCUAAUGCAAAAAACCGCACAUUUGCCAGACUGUCACACUGACAUACAAUAUGCUCCGCUGUUUGACAGAAUCUGCACAGCUCAUCAUCUGAUAAUUCCAUCAGCUUUAAAUGCCUAUUCAGCUUACAGAGUCCUGGUCUGCCGUAAAUUUUGGCGAAUGUUCUGUAAUGAACUAUUUCGCCUGUCUUUAUCCUGGUGAAUUCCUCCACCAUUCCAGAGAUUUGUGAACUACCCACUUCGUUGUAGCUGUUCUUGUUACUGACUUUGCAACGCCGCAAAAGGGUUCCGGUCCAAUGAAUUGCAUUGUGAAUAAACAAUUUUGUCAAGAUUAAACCUCUUGCUUCGAAAGACUUUUUCAGUGUCAGGAAUAACUUGCAUAAUUCAGCUUGAGCCUGUCAGCCUGAGUAUGUAUGUAUGAAUAAGAGUUUUCUGUCUAAUUUAUCACCCAAGGAUCAAAGAUAUUUCUUUUAUCUUCUUUGUUGCGCAGUGAAAUCCAAAAAGUACGUGUUUUGUCAGGAUUCGUUAAUUGGUUAGCAUGGAAUAUAUCUUCUGGAGAUUGACACAUUGGACUGGUCACCUUUGGGUCAACCGUUCUUUUGGAUUUUUCACUGACUUUUUUUCUUUGCAGAAAUACAGAAUACAGAUGUGCAGUGUACCCUUAUUAUGCUUGUAAGUUGAAUCUCUUUAAAUUCGCAACUACUUUGCGAUGGUUGACCAUGUAAGCUGUAGGAAGUUCAAAGAAAACAGUUCUUUUUCUUUCACAAUGUAGAUAAUUCUCGCCAGAACCAUUGUUUCCAAAACUUUGUAGAGAUGAUAUAGUAGCGAGACUGAGCGAAGGUUUUUUGCAUUUAUUGGUGACUUCUGCGGCUUUAGUUUUGAAAAAUUUCAGCUCUUAGCACACUUGUUCAUAAUUUCUACGAGCUAUUGGUGGAUAAUAGAAUAAAAGGGCUUCAUCUGUGCUGUGCUGAUGUCGUCUGAACCAGCAACUUUCGCUGUUUAGCAAAUCAGUUUGGAGUACUUCAAGGGUGAAUGAUGUGGUCAGAAAAUUUUUCUUCUCGUCAAGAAUUCUUGGUUAUUUUCUUGCCUUCAGUUCACUAAUAGCUGACUAGCUAUUUACUCAAUAGUUAUUUUUGAGAAAUCUGGAAGAGGUCCAACUAGAUCGUUACUAAGGUUUUUAAUUAGUUCCCCAGAGUUUUUGAAAACUCUUUAGUGUGGAGUUACUUUGGGAGGUCUGUAUGUGGUGCAGCAGGGUCAUUACUCAGGUUUUUCAGCCUGCUAAUCUGUUUCAUGUCAAGAUCUUUCAAUAAUUUGGCCCAUGAUUCUUAUUUGUCCCAUACCCCCAUUUCGUAAAAUAUUUUCCCGCCUGAAUGAUGUCAUGAGAAAACCUUGCAUUUGACGUGAUCAGAUUAGUAAUUAAGUCGUUGAAAUGAACUGACUGCGGUAUCCUCAAAGGAUGUGCCUUUGUGACACUGUCUUUACAAUAUCGGCAAAGUCUUCCUAGAUGCAUGAGUCCUAAAUAAAUGGGUCCCACUUCGUAUUUCUGAAAUUAAACCUGUAUCGGAAAGGAACUUUCUCCAGAGAUUCAGUGCCUCCAACUCCAACAGUGAUUUGGCUGUGUUGCGUUUUUGGAAUGGUCAGGUUUAUAUCCUCUGCAUAAAAAUGAAAAGGUACAGCAUCCACUUUUAUCAAAAUUUGUCCCAGUUUUUCUACAGUGAUUAUAAUAUAUAAAAAUAAGUGAAAAAUAUGAUUUUUAGUUUUAUAACAAUCAUAAAUUGUUUGCCGAAUAUCUCUAUGAUGUCUGUACGAUGAAACAAAUGACAUUGCACGUUGGAACAAUUGUUUAGAUCUGUAACACAUUUAUAGAUGUAUGGAAGCAUGAUAAAGCCCUAAAAUCCUAAAUUAUUUUUUAAAAUCCCGAUCUUAAAGUUUCUUUCUCGCCACAAUUUAACCACAAUCUCUAUUACCAAUCGUAAGUGUAACAUACUGGAAUUAGAAUAUUUUUUAUGUAAUGAACUAAACUAUUUAGCUAAAACUUGUCCUAAUAGUUAGCAUUCAAAUGUGAUAACAGUUUUUUGUAAUAGAUCGUUUAAUUCAAGAGCUUUUAAAAUAUCUUAAAUUAAAAUUAAACUAAAAUAAAAGUAAAUUAGUAGACGUGCUGCAUGUGAUUUUUUACAGUAGCUUACAUUUAAACGGUUCUGUGGUUUUUAGAUCGAAUUUUUAUGAGAUUCUCGGAUUAUUUCGUGUACAGUCUUUACAAGUUGGUGGCUGGUAAUUAUCAGUACAGUAUUAAGUUUUUCGGGGCAUAUACAAGAAACUUGUUGGACCUACCAUGUAAAUCUCGUACAAACUUAGUCUAAUUUUCCUAAAAACUUUCUUGAUUGUCACAUUUUUUUACAGUUACUAGUUACUAUGUACAGCUGGUUCCUAAAAAAAAUGAUACGACUCUUCGUAAGAUUUGAACCGUUUCAUAAUAAUCUCCCACACAUUCGCGAUUGGGUUUAAAUCUGGACUAUAGCUGGGCCAUGGUAAGGUUUCGGUGUUCUUAUUCUGGAGCCACUGGUUUAUUAUAUUUGAAGUGGGAAUAGGACAAUUACUUUGUUGCAAUAUAAAUUAUUUUCUGGAUAGAACUGUUCUACACUGGGAAACAUGAUGUUUUCUAGAAUAUUUAGAUAAGUCUGCCCAACAAACCUGCCAUCAAUACGGCAUACCAUUCCCGUUUCUCCAGAUGAAACUUAUCCCCAUACAUUUAUCGCUAAAAUGACCUCUCUUCUGUUUGUCAACCACUUUCCAUCCAUUCCUGAAUGUAGAUCUCUCCCAAUUUCUUCCAUCUUUCUCUAUCUUGCGCCAGUCUAAUAUACUGUCUGCCUGCCACUGCUCUUAUGCCAUCUACUCAUAUUUUUUGAGGUCUUCCCAUGCUUUUUGUUGCCGUCCUUGGUCUCCAUUCUAGAAUUCGUCAUGUCCACCUGUUGCAUUACAUCGGGCUACUCGACCUGCCCAGCGCCAUUUCAUUUUUGUAAUUUCUUCCACAAUAUCCCUAAUUUUCCUUCUACGUCUUAUCUCGGUGUUUCUAAUCUUGUCUCUCGCUGAUAUUCCAAGCAUGAUUCGUUCCAUUGCUCUUUGCGUUGUUUCUGAUUUUUUGGCAGAUUUUUUGGUAAGGGCUACUGUCUCCAAGCCGUAGGUACAAACUGGUAGUAUGCAUGUGUUAUACACCUUUUUCUUUAAGUUUACAGGAAUGGAUUUACGAUCUUCAUGAACGGUAGAUAUUUUAGGUCAAUAUUAAAUACUGUUAUUCUGUUUACGUUAAAAUGGUUCGCUACGGCAGAUAGUGACCAACCAGCUUCUAAUUUCGUUACAAUUCUUGCUUUUAAUUGAUUGCUAGCAUAUGGAGCCAUUUUUUGAAGUUGAACAAUAUACGUUAUCUGACGAAUUUUAAGAUUUGACAGUGACAGUAUGUAAAUAAUAAGUAUUUAUCCUUUAAAAUACACUGCUCAAUUUACUACAAAAUACUCUUUAAGAGUCGUAUUAGUUUUUUUAUGAAUCAGGUGUAUCUUAACAUUUUUUUUGAACAAAAAGCAUUUUACUUUUCAAUCUAGCUGAAUCUAUUCGGUCAACUCACUUUUUAAACAAUAAACUAAGUUUUAUUGAAGUUGAAUCCUCGAAGUAGCUAUUUGUGCAGCGAUUACCUCGUAAUUGGACGAAAAUCCAUUGCGGUUGUCAUUUUGACAGGUCUUGAAACAUAUGAUCAUAUCCAGGGAGCUAAAUUUGGAAAAUAGGUCGAAUGAGACAAUUAUCAAAAUUCUUAUUCGUUAAGUUUUUUGCCAAGUCCCCGACAAAUGAAACGAUCUUUUCUGUUGUCAAAACCAUUUCUACUUUGGUGACGGAAAACAUUUAGGAGUCAAUUGACUCCUGAAACAACUCAAGCUUUCUGAUUGUCACAAACACGCGUAAAAAGUACUCAAGAGACAAGAAAAGUCUUAGCUUUUCCUCCUAGAAAUAAAGUUUGUUUAACUUAUUGUUGGUUUAACAAAAUUCUGUGCACACUGUUAUAUAGACAUCCAAUAUGUCUGCUUUCUUAUGCUCUUUGCGUAAAUGGUUCUUCAACAUGAUACUGCAGUCUUUUUCAAUCAUUGUAUGCAAUAGAAAGUUUUGGAUGUUAACUACCAGGUGAUUAUAUACGGCUGUCGAAGAGCUCAACUCUUUUGAAGCACAUUCUUCUAGUGGGCUCGGUGUUGCCUGAUCUUCCAUCUAGCUCUAGAUCGUUUCAUACAUCAUUUUGCACUGGGUUCUUCAUAGUAAAUGAGUUUCUUUUGAUCAUUCAUGAAGAAUGCAAAUACCUCGAUGAGAUAUUUACAUUUUUUUGGUACAUAUGUCUUCGAAUCAUCAAACUAUCUUCUUCAAACCAUCUUAUUUCGAUUCACCUUGGUUUACACAAAAAGUUUGUAGAUUUAUGGGCUAGAAUCUUGAGAAGACACGUUUAGAGAUAGUAAUUUUAAAGAAAAACAUGUUGUAGAGGUACAAAACAUUCUCACCUAAUUAUAUAAGGUUCAAAGGUGCUUUUAAGCUAAUAAAAAUCGAUUUUGUGAAAAUUACACAUAUGCCAACUUGAAAAGACUUUUCUUUUUUGGCUACCUAUUAGUAAAAGGAUUGAUAUUUGGCAACAAUGGUUUUGUAGAUUUUAGAUUCUAAUAUACCAUUGUACCUUUAAAUAUUUAUAUAUAUGCCGACAAUAUUUUCAAAUUUGUCUACAAAGAUAGUUAUUUUGGUGUAGAUAUUUAGUGAAAGUGAAAGGAAAGCCGUCGCAAAUGAAAUAUGUGAAUAUUCUUUUAAAUUUUUGGAAAUUGUUUUAGUUUAUUUGUUAAAUUGAUGUUAACUAUUUAUUGGAGUAUGAUGUUAAUAUUUUGAAGGAUCUUAUGCUGUGAGAUUUAGAUGGGACGGAAUUUUUUAUAUAUGGUGCAUCAAAAUGUUCGUUAAAAUCCACAAAGUAACACUGACAUUCCAGUUUGAAAGGUCAGACAGAAAGUUUACUUUGAAAUGGCAAUAAAUCAAACAGGCAUGAAGAAAAAACACGAAAAAAAAAAAGAAAAAGUCCCUAAGUAACUAGUUUGACGCUUCUUUAUGUUUUUUAACUUUUCAAGUUGAAUAGUCUCAAAAGCGUAACAUUUGUGGUAAGAAAAAAAGAAAAUUUGUCUUCUAGAUCAACGGGCUGGUGGCGUUAACUUCGUGGUGAAUGGUACUUGGAUCGGGCUACGUUAGAGUUGAGUUACAAAAUUUUUACGGUUAUGGUAUAAAAUCCGAAAAGUUGUAAUAAGAAAAACAAAAAGAAACUUCAAGAGCUGUGAGAUUUCGAUAUGGACCAAAUGUGUUGGAAUUUUUAUGUACAAUGGAACAAAAAUUUCGUUAAAUAAAUCAAAAGUUUUUUACAAAUCACAAAUACAAAACAUACAUCACAAAUUUCUAAUACAGACAUCUGUUUUGCAAGCUCUUAUUGUAAUAUUUCGCUUACGAAAAUCAAAUUAAUAAAAAAAUGCGAGAAAUCGGCAAAACCAUGAUUUUUUUCAAUGCUUUUUACUUUUCCUUGUAUUUAAAGACUAAAAAUGUUUUCAUCAUCAUCAUCAGCCCAUAGUCGUCCACUGCUGAACAUAGGCCUCCUCUAAAAACCUCCAUUCAGAUCUAUCCUGCUCUGCUGCAAUGCAGUUGGUACAAAUCCUCUUUAUGUCGUCAGUCCAUAUUGUGGGUGGUCUUCCCUGGUUUCGUCUAUCCGCUCUCGGUCUCUACUCCAAGAUUUUUUUGGUCCACCUAUUAUCCUUCAUUCUAGCGACGUGUCCUGCCACCUCCAUUUAAUUUUGGCCAUGUGUUUUAUAAUGUCUUCUACACCACUUUUUCUAUGGAUUUCUUCGUUUCUUACCCUAACUCGCAACGUUAUGCCUAACAAUGAUCUUUCCAUUCUACGUUGCGUACACUAGUUUUCGUGUAUAUAUUGUUAGGGUAAGUGUCUGCGCCAUAUUAAAGGCUCUUCUUUUUAAGCUGAUAGGUAUAUCACCUUUAAAAUAUCACGCAGUCUUCCAUAUGAUGCCCAUCCCAGUGUUAUUCCUCUUAGCAGCUCAGCAGUUUGAUUAUCUCUGCUAUUUUUUUUUAAUACUUAGACUUGACCUACUUUACGUGCUACAUCGCUGAGUUCAUUCAACAUAUCACUGGCAGCCUUUAGGUCAUCUGAAAUCAGAACAAUAUUAUCUGUGAAUCGUAGAGGACUAAGCAUCUCACCAUCAAUAUUUAUUCCUUUACUUUCACAUUCCACUGACUUCAAAGCAUGUUCAAGUACAGUAAUGAACAACUUAGACGACAUAGUAUCUCCCUGUCGAAUACCUCUCCUGAUAUGUAUCGUAUUGGUAGGACCGUGCAGAUUUAUAGUUGUUGUAGCACUUCUAUAUAUUUUCAAUAAUAUUGGUGUACCUAUGAUCAAUUCGACACUCUUUCAAUGCCUUUAGAAGUGCGGG